AUUCGCUCUUCUCUUACAGACAAAUAGAGAUAACAAUUACCAGGAAGUGGUGACGAGUCCGCCCAACCAUCCCAACCAAUCAUCAAUAAAUACAUUUAAACUUUUAAUAUAUAUUUUAAACUUUGAAUUCUUUACAAAUCACUGAUAAAGACAUUACCUUAAACUUCAAACUAAGCCAACAAAAUACACAUUCAUUUCAAUAAUAAGUGUAAAGAAGUAGAGAAAUGAAAUUUUCAAUAUUAUUGGUGUUUGUAUUAAGCAUUCAAAUUACUCUUAUUGUCGUCUCUGACGCUAAGAGACUUCAAAAGAGAUGGACCGAAGAUGAUCAAUGGCCACAGAUGGCCCACAGUUGUGAUCGUAGAUAAAGGAGAACAAGAACACGAAGAAGUUCCCAAUCCUUUCAAAAGUGAAUUUCCAUUUCAAAUUGGUUUCCAAAGACCCAACUACUGGUCAUUCGGUGAUAUGUUCGCCGCACCCAAGCCCUGGUGGAAGGGAAGAGACGGCAACAGUGCCUGCACUCAAGGUUUCUAUGAAAAGUUAGUCAAAGACAAUAUCACUGUCUUUGGUCUGACCGAUGAGUCCCUCAUUGAAUAUGAAGACAAUAACAACAAAAUUGAGAAUGAAGUGGACCUACAGGCGCAGGAAGUGAUUCAAUUUCCAUCGGCGGUCCGUAAACGACGAGAACUGGACAAUAAUUUAAUGAAAGACGUGAUUGGCAUGCAUUUGAUCCAUGGGUUUGUAACCUCUGGCGAUUUCGAAGACGAAACAAUGGUCUCUACAUUGAGUCCAUUAAAGAUAAGAAUUAAUGUCUACAAUAACCCGAAGCGUGUGGUCACAGCCAACUGUGCGCCCAUCAUAUCAACCAAUAAUUAUGCCGUCAAUGGAGUCGUUCACCUCAUGGACAGAGUUAUGCAGAAUCCGAACCAAACGGUUGCGGAAAUGAUUGAAAGUGAUAACCGCUUUACGAUUCUUAGACGCCUCUUAGCCAACACUGACUUAAUGAACAAAUUGCGAGAUAAUAGCCAACACAUGACUGUGUUUGCACCGACUGAUAGUGCUUUUUCACGACUCGACAAACUAUAUUUAGAGCGCCUAUACAAAGGACAGUCAUGUGUGGAACCGCUGCUUAACAAUCAUAUAAUAGGGAACACAAUCUGCUCGUCUGCAGUACAAGAAUACGCUUCCGUUAUGAAUGCAAUCAAUGUUAUGCUUCCCAUCAAAAGGAUUGAUGAAAAGCUAGAAAUCAAUGGCAUUCGUAUCGUUGAAAGCGAUAAAUUGGGAACAAAUGGUGUGAUUCAUGUGAUCGAUGGAGUGAUGUUCUCUGAGAAGUCACAACCCAUUUCGAAAUUCAUAGAAAAACAUCAAAUGACAGAAUUUCUAGAUUUGGUUAAAGACUCCGGACUUUUAGAUGAAUGGGAUCUCCUCACGAAUGUCUCAUUCUUCAUCCCUUCCGGACCUAUAAGCAAUACAUACGAGUGGAAUAACAAUCAAAUGUUAAAUACAAUGAUAGACAACAAAAUCAGAAUUAAUACCUUUGAAGACUUGUCUGGGUUUGGGGUUAUAAGACCGGUCACCACAACAGCCCAAUGCGCUAAAGUCAUUGUUCCCAAUGAACAGAUCUGCGGCGCAAACAUCCAUAUCGUCGACCGAUUCAUUCAGCCAUCGAAAGGAAAUUUAAUUCAAACUCUCGAUUCGGCUCCAAAUCUGUCAGUUUUCCGACAAAUCAUUAAAAACAGUGGCAUUGAAUCAACUCUAACGGAGGGCACCUAUACUCUGUUGGCAGUGAAUGACCAAACAUUACACAAUGAAUUCUCGGACAACGAUAUAAAAUCAUUGGUCAGCAAUCAGACGGAAUCGAAAAUAUUUAUUCAAAACCAUUUAUUGCCAGAAAUAAUCUGUUGCUCAGGAGUCAACACUUCGCCUCUUUUCUUGAGUUCACAACAAUUCCAGAAUAUGGAGGGACUUCUGGUUCCGGCCCACAAAUCAUUCAAUGGAAGGGUUAGGUUCGGUAACUCUGGUGUCAGUAAAUGUGAUAUAAUGGCAGACAAUGCAGUCAUUCAUAUAGUGAACAGACCGUUGGUGACUAAACCUUCAAUAGUGCCGGACUUGUCGUUUCCCUUUCAAUUCAUUUUCUAAAUCUAUUAUCAAUUCUUUCUUUUUGUGAUUUUAUUAUUUAUACAAAAAAUUCUCAUAAGUUAUUACAAAAAUGGAUAAUUAAUGACAAAAUGAUUAUUAAAUUAAAGUCAGUUUUAUUUAUACGUAACGUGCCUUUCAAGGCACUGAUGUAGCACUUAACUCAUCGAUGUUAAUAUGAGUGAUAAAUCUGAGCCUCUUUUGUAAGUUUGGUCUCAAAUUCUUGAUACUUCUCUCGACUUCGUGUUUGACUGUAUCGCCGGUA
This is a messenger RNA of Oppiella nova, 2398 nucleotides long. NCBI's taxonomy places the organism in Eukaryota, Metazoa, Arthropoda, Arachnida, Sarcoptiformes, Oppiidae. The record is from the annotation of a GenBank genome assembly.